UUACGCAUUGACCACUUUCUGUUUAAUAUUUAAGUAUCAGAAGUGACUUGUAUUUGACAAUGGUAGUUCUUACUCCUAUGGAUGCAACACUUUUUGUAGAUGAAGUUUUAUCCGGAAGUAGUGUCAACGCUUGGGUGAUUGCUGGAAGUAUUUCUGGAGGACUAAUUGGACUACUUGUCGUUGUUGUGACUGUGGUUACACUCAGAAAGUACGAAAUCAUCAGUCAAUGCUUUCGUAAGCCAGAGGAACAUAAAGCCCUUGGGGAUUCAAAUAAUAUGAGAUCAAUCCAACCUGACAUCAACAAUACUGGUUACGACUAUGAACUGGAAACGAAUAUAUACGAAAGUUUAGAUGGUGAUGAGAGGUAA
Dreissena polymorpha is the source of this 368-nucleotide messenger RNA. RefSeq lists its product as uncharacterized. Bases 60 to 368 code for a protein of 102 amino acids. The transcript is spliced from 4 exons. The record is from RefSeq and is a predicted model, not a curated record. Lineage: Eukaryota; Metazoa; Mollusca; Bivalvia; Myida; Dreissenidae.